Molecule: messenger RNA, 4889 nt
Organism: Pristis pectinata (smalltooth sawfish)
Lineage: Eukaryota; Metazoa; Chordata; Chondrichthyes; Rhinopristiformes; Pristidae
Gene: mindy1
Product: MINDY lysine 48 deubiquitinase 1
Exons: 9
Coding region: 849-2396 (515 amino acids)
Biological process (GO): protein K48-linked deubiquitination
Cellular component (GO): cell periphery; cytosol
Molecular function (GO): K48-linked deubiquitinase activity; cysteine-type carboxypeptidase activity; cysteine-type deubiquitinase activity
Source: RefSeq, a predicted model, not a curated record
GGUCAAGGGUGGAGGGACGUGAUCUUUGAACCCAACUGGUCUGGGGGUGACGGAUGUUAAAAGUUGGGGGGGGGGGGAUAUCUGUUAACUCUAAGGGGGUAGGGGUUUAGGGUGGAGGGACGAGCUCUUUCAACCCAAAGGAUCCCAGGAGAGGGGAGCAGGGAUUGGGUUUUGUCGCUAGGUGUUGAUCCCCCCUCGCUCCGAAGGUAGACGAGAGGGGAAACAAGGCUAGAGGAGCCUUUGUCCUGAUACCUCGGAAGGAAACAGCAGCUUCCUAGCUCCAGGAGCCUUGAACACUGCACGAUGGGGGCAGGCGGAGUCUCCGCAUGGAGAGGUCCCUGAUCCGAGGACAGGCGCGACCAAAUUGCAGAGGACUGCCUGCUGUAGACAAGGGCACGAGAGGGUUGGAGCCUGGACCUCAUUUGGGAGACCGGACACGGCAGGGAGCAAAUUCCAUUGGAGGAGACUACAUGUUGCCUGUGCUUUCGUGGGAGAUGUCAAGCAACUACUGACACGCAACCACCUCCUCCCUGCCCAGAGUGAGAGGCACCUGUCUGAAGUGUCUCCGUCUCGGACAUUCACAGCCUGUUGUGUCUGAACAAAGAGCCAUCCAGUCUAAUCCCAAUUCGCAGCUCUCAGCACAUCCAUCUGCUCUCGUUAGAGAGAAUUAACUUGUAAAUCAGAUUGUUGGAACUGUCUGAAACUUGGAAUGAACGUUAAAAUCGUGGACAAUGGUUGAAGCUUAAAGAAAAGGAGUGGUGGAAUUAUUAUUGGCAUCCCUAAGGACAAAGGAUUCAGAGCUGCGGAGAUAUUACUGAGACUUUUCCUUUGAGUGAGACCAGCCGGUCAUGGACAGCACUGACUUUGAACAGGGCGAUAAUAUUGGCCUGGACAAAAAGGCAGCCACCAUGUCUGGUCUGCCAUCUGCUUCCGGAGAGCCUGGCGAGAGGGAAGGGCGUCCGGAGGGAGCAGGAGAGCGGGCCGGGAAGACUUUGGCCGCUGAUGCUGGCCAGACGGUGGAAGAAGGUCAGAGACCGGGAGCUGACGCCCAGGCAGCAGACCACAGCAAGGAGUCGCUGACCAGUGGCUUGGCCUCGGCGGAGUCUGAGGGCGACCUGGCCAGCCUGACUCCCUCGUUGGGUUCCCCGGAGGAGGAGGAUGAUGGGGAUGACCUGGCAGAGGCCGAGUGUCCCCUGGCAGAGAGCGCAGAGUCCGACCAGGUCUCUGCCCCGUCCCUGGGGAGUACCAGCGAGACGGAGCAGGACCCCUUGCAGGGGGCUGGACCCAGGCCUGAGGUCUACCGGGGUGACCCCAGCAACACUUUCUAUUACGUGAAAUGGAUCAACUGGAAGGGCGAAAAGACCCCUGUAAUCACCCAGAGCGAAAACGGGCCCUGCCCACUGAUCGCCAUCAUGAACAUCUUGUUCCUGAGAUGGAAGGUGAAGAUACCACCAAAGACUGAGGUGAUAUCAGUUGAACAAUUGAUGAUCCUUCUAGGUGACUGCAUACUCUCCACCAAGCCAAAGGAGAGCUCAGAGGGGCUGCAGCUCAACUUUGACCAGAACAUGAACGAUGCCAUGGCUGUCCUGCCCAAGCUGUCCACGGGGCUGGACGUAAAUGUCCGCUUCACAGGAGUCGGUGACUUUGAGUACACCCCGGAAUGCAUUGUGUUCGACCUGUUGGAUGUCCCUCUUUACCACGGCUGGCUCGUUGACCCCCAGAGCCACGAGGUGAUGCAGGCAGUCGGGAGGUGCAGUUACAACCAGCUUGUAGAAAAGAUCAUCAGCUCCAAGCACUCCACGGACAGCGCGCUGGUCAGUGAAGGGCUGGUUGCAGAGCAAUUCCUGGACGCAACCGCCACACAGCUGACUUACCACGGUCUCUGCGAGCUCACGGCUGCAGCCAAGGAAGGGGAGCUGUGUGUCUUCUUCCGGAACAAUCACUUCAGCACGAUGAUUAAGCACAAGGGCCACCUCUACCUGCUAGUGACCGACCAGGGCUUCCUGUCGGAGCAGAAGUUGGUGUGGGAGAGCUUGCACAACGUGGAGGGAGACGGCAACUUCUGUGACGCUGAGUUCUGCCUCAGUCAUCCGACCGGCCGGCAGCUUCCCUACACCGUCGCUCAGCCCCCCCAGCAGCAGAUCGACCAGGACUACAUGGUAGCCCUCUCCCUGCAACAACAGCAGCAGAGCUCGGGAGACAUCAGUGACCUGGAGCUAGCCCGGCAACUGCAGGAGGAGGAGGAUCGACGGGCAGUGAGGUACCUCCAGGAGCAGGAACACGAGACCCAACCGCAGGCAGCACCAGCACGGCAGCCACCAGCUGCUGGACGCCAGGCAGGGUCUGAGCGCCGGCAACACCGUGAGGAGAAGUCCAAAGACUGCAUCAUCCUGUGAGCCGCCACCUCGUCCAGUCUUGGCCGUCGAUGCCACCGCCGCGGUCAACCUCUUCCCAGGCUGCGGGGGGCCGGUGCCUCACCUCUCCAUGUACGGGACGAGUUUAGAAAACACUACCGAGCCUCAAGAGUCGAGGAGAUGAAGAAGCUUUCACUGUGGGUCCUGCUCCUUCCAAUGGGCCUAGUGGUUGCCUGGGUACAUUCUGGGAGAUUGACACCUGACCUCCAUCCCCACCCCAUUGGUUGCUGGAUGCGUUCACCCUCGUGAGCCCCGGCCAAUCAGAAAGCCAUUUACUCUUCGUUACCCAUUUACAGUUGCUGAUUUUAUUUUAAUUGAGAUGUUUUUUCCCUGCAAGAAAAUGAUUUUAAUUGUAACAACCCUUUGCUUUCCACCCUCUUGCCUGAUCCUGGAGAUUCUUGGGCAGUGAUGGGUGGCUGGGGCGGCACAGUAGGUUAGAGUAGGCUGGCAGUGUCCUCUGCGUUAUAAGAGCAGAGACAGACCCUGCUCAACAAGGUGAUACUUAGCUGGUUAGUAAAGAAGAGGGAUGCCAUUUUCAGGACAAGGUCCAAAGACCACUGGCUCUUGAGAGGGUCCUUUUAUUCAAAUCCUCCCACUGUUUCCCCCAACUCAGAAUCUCCCCCCGAGAAAUAUCAAUAACCUCAGCACUGGUUGUAGUUGUGGAGACAGGGUUAUAUGGGUGACCCCCGUGUUACAGAAAUUCUCCCUUACAGAAUUCACCUCCCGAAAAGAUUUGAGGUAUGGAAUAACAUUUGCUCUCGUGGAAUUUAUGUAGAAAAUAAAUCAAAAGACAAUUUAUUCCCCCCCCCCUCCCCCCCCAACUCUCGUAUCCUGAUACAUGCCCGGAUAACGUCAUGGAAAAUCGCAUUAUGGCCUGUUUCCUAGGAACACAACCCUCCCCUGUAACAUGGGGGUCACCUAUACAGCACGGAUUCCAGCCCACCGUAUCCACGUCUCCCACAAUAUCCGUCAUCUUCUCUUGACCCAUCAUCUCUUUCCAAUGUCCAUUUCCAAACUCUUUCAAAAUGGCUGCUUUUCUUUUGGAAAGGUUUGUGAGGCUGGGGUGAGGAGGUUCCUAUUCCCAAUCGCUCCAUAAACCUGGUUUCACUACGGGUCCCAGAGGUUGGCAGUUCAGAUCUCAGCAAUACCCCAGUGAAGGCGAUAAAACUGAAACCACCUGCUUGGAGAACUUUGAGCAGGUAUUUUUGCCAAAUGCCAUUCAAGGAACGGAAGUUCCCAGUCCGGCCGACACAUCAGACUACUGGCCCUUAUCAGUUAGACCUGGGUCCAGCUGUUUCAGGCUCCUGUGUUUACGGGAAGCAGAGAGGGAAAUCGGGUGGGGAGGUAGAGGAAGAAAAAGGGAAAAAGAACCCUCAGUGAUUAUCCCGAGGUUAAUGGGCACUUCCACAACCAGAGGGAGCAAAAAUUAAACAGGGGACAUAAGAACCAUCUCACCUCGGUCUGCCAACCCCGACAACCGCACUCUGAUUCAGUAAACUCACACUCGGCCUCAAUGGCUUCGUGUGUGGGGGGGAGAUGUUUCAGAUUUUCCCCAACCUGUGUAAAAGUUAUUCCUGACAUCCUGCUCCCCCUCCACCAAAGGGCCCCUCUUUGUUCUGGAAUAAUUCAGGCAGAGGACAUGGUGUCUCUGUCUCUCUUAACUCAGUUCCUUUAAUCAUCUGAAACUUCAUCCGGUCACUCACGUUAUGAACCCCUUUCUCAUCACCUCUUUCUCUCUCUGCCUGUGUGUCAGACAAAGCAGGAGGUAAAAUGCAGUGGGCGCUGGAAAUCUGAAAGUAAAGAUGUUCAGAAAUGGGCCUGGCAGGGAACAGCAGACUGAACCAGAGCUUUCAUCCAGGUGAAACGGAGACGACCUGCCUGUUGGGGACAGGUUGUUGGCUAGUUGGGAACGACACACAUUGGGCUUGCAACAUCACAGGUCAGGCAGAAUGCUGCCUGUAGCCCUCGUUGUAAGAAGCUGUACCAAAGUCACUAAUCCUUGACCAUACCGCCCUUUUCCCUCCUCCCAGUUGAUUAACCACCCCCACCCCCCCUGCACUUCAACUCUCAGCAAACCGGCCAGUGGCAAAGCUUCAGGGUUCCAAGGGGUCUGACCCUCCCUGACUAUCAAACCUGUCACUGUUUCCCCAUCCCAUCCUCCACUGACACAACCCCUCCUCACUCAGCCCCAUCCCUCACUGACCAAACCCCUCCCCACUCCAUUCCCCCCCCCCCAUUUGCCCCUUCCUCCACUGACCAAACCCCUCCUCACCUGUUCCCCACAGCCCCAUCCUCCACUUUCUGAACCCCUGCUCCCUUCUCCUUCCCCUUGCCCCCCCUUCUGCCAUCUUCUCUCAGACCCCAAGGGUCAAUUAUGAACAGGUUUUGCAGCAAGAGUCAAAUGGGAUUGUUAGACUUGCUUGAACACCUUACGGUUUAGUUUUGGAAAUUACUGUAAUAAAAUAGUCACCAAAA